This is a messenger RNA of Suillus plorans, 1517 nucleotides long. RefSeq lists its product as uncharacterized. NCBI's taxonomy places the organism in Eukaryota, Fungi, Basidiomycota, Agaricomycetes, Boletales, Suillaceae. The coding region runs from base 7 to 1356 and encodes 449 amino acids. The transcript is spliced from 3 exons. The record is from RefSeq and is a predicted model, not a curated record.
CUUGGAAUGUUUGUUCUGAGAACCGGGCGACAGACUAGCUAUCAUGCAUUUCAGCAGAGAGCGUAUGCGACCAUUGAUACUGUCAAAGAAGGCAAGCGCGUAGCUUCAACAGUAACUCCUCCGUGGUCAAGGCGAUUCGAACUUCAAGACCAUGAUGAGGAUGAUAAUGUCGGCCCCGCCCGGCGUACGGUUUGUAUCCGCACGUCCAGGUUGCUCGCAGGCGGGAUGGUUGACGCGUUCGCUGUCAUUCGUGGGAUGGAGCGUAAAUUUGGGCGGAUACGUGAAUACCGGUUCAUACGGGAUGGAGAAGUGAACUCCGAGUACCAGAUGAUAUGUUGGGCUGCAUUUCAAUCUGAGGACUCAAUGAGCCUCAUUCCAGAGGGGGGUAUCACCAUGAAUGUCAUGGCUGCAACGCAAGAUCCUACUAUCCCUGAAGGGGGCCCGGGGCUUGAACACCUUCAAGGUCUAUUUGACGUGAAGGAUACAGACUCUUCCAGUCCCUCAACAUACUCUCCUGAAGGCCCUUCAACACAUCCGAGAUUAAUUGAACUCAAUGUUCAGCGAGCUGCAAGUGACUUGCGUUUCAAUGGAGACAGCAGACCAUUAAACCUCACGAAGGGUAGAAGGAUUGAAAUCGGACAACGAUUCUACGAGUGGGGAGGUUUCUAUCCUCUAAAGCCUCUUUAUACAUCAUCCCCGUUCGCUUCUCCAUCCGAAGAACCGCCGCCUACUCCAGACCACGAGAAAAUGCGCAUUGCGCUGAACAAGUGGAGUCAAAUACUUGAGCGACCCGACCCUUCGUUUGCACAGAUGGAGGCCACAGCGACAGCGGAAGCAGAUACUCAAAAAGACAUGACAGCGGAUUCGGAACCGCCUAGUGAUUCAUCGACAUCAACGAUGUUGUCUCAGAGGAGUCGAAGGAGGACCAGACGCGAGGUGGAUUCCUGGGUACCACUAUCGACGCCACAACUAACAAAACCGGCCCCGCCACCCCCCGAGGCUAUCACCCUCCGCACAAUGCCCAAGACUUUGCAGCCUUUGACGCCCAAAGUUUCGCGUAAAGAGCGUUUGCUCGAACAGGCUCGUAGCCAAGCUCGCGAACGGGUCCUGCAACAGGUUGCGCUGCGUGCCAGAGAAGCCGAAUUCGCUGACCUCGAAAAUCCAAAUUCAGAGACACUAAGGGAGAGUGUUGAGGCCUUUUUGAAGGACUCUAAAGUCGAUGCAGAUUCGCCAGGCAAUGUGACGGAUGGAUCUGAGUAUGAGGUCAAGCCAAAGGCAGGAGACAAACCGUUGAGCGAGAGCCAGGUCUCUCCUGCGAAGGAAAAGUUGUGGAACUUGGUUGGGAAGUGGUUCUGAUUGAUACUGCCAGUACUAGUAUAGAGCUUUUCUGCAUCCAUUGUUCUUACUUGCCGCACGUGAGUUAUCAAAGGUUAGCAGAUAAGUUAUAUAAGCGGAUAACUCAACCGAAUUCCGUGAUAAGUUUCCGCACUAAGUCGUCAUUCUUCCGGGAGCGAGAC